AUGAAGGUGCGGUUUAAAGAAUUAAAACUUCCGUUAUCGUGGAGAAAGACUGCUUUCACUGCUUUGAAGAUUUGCUUGCUGUUCUUGCUAUUGGAACGUUCGUAUGAGGGGCUGUGUUGGGUUCUUAAGCAUGGUGGCUCCAUUUAUAUGACGAAGCAUAUCUAUAAAACAGGAGAUAAGGUCGAGGUGAUAGUUAAUAAGCUGGAGCGGUUCCAAGGAGGCAAACAAUACGGGUAUGAGGGAUUACCUUUCACGUGCCCUUCUAAUAGACAGCAUCCUUUAUAUCGCUCGAUAGAAGAGAUCUUUAGGGGAGAUCGUAUUCACCAUAGUGGGUAUGAGCUGACUUUUGACCAAGAUGAUGCAUGUAGGGUGCUAUGUACGCGAACGGUAAAACCAGAAGAGUUAGGGAACAUAGAGCGGCUAAUCCGCGAGAAUUACAAGGUGAAUUGGCUCAUUGACGGGGUAGUUCCAGCAUCUACCACAUAUAUUUCUUCAAAGACCAACACUAAGCGCUAUGAUCCGGGCUUCUCACUCGGCUAUAUUGAUAUAGAGUCUGGCGCGGCAUACAUAAAUAACCAUGUUAUGAUUGUUGUGCGAUACCAUUCAAUAGAUUUCAACAAAAAUACCAUCAUUGGAUUUGAAGUAUACCCGAAGUCAGUGUCUGAUGAAACAUGCCCAGGAGGCUCGAAAGACUACGAGCAUUUUGAAAUUAAUCCUUCAACGUCAGAGGCGGUUACUAUCCCAUUUACUUACUCCGUCUACUGGAGGGAAGAUCUUAAGGUUGAUUGGGAAAAUAGGCAGAGUUACUACAUUACUCAGAGUAUAGCUGGACAUGGUGAAUCCGGCUUCAUGCAUUGGCUUGUUAUAAGUUUCACCUUCGUACUUCUAAUGGCCCUGACGGUCGGCUUUAAGAUGAUGCUGCGUCGCAUUGAACGUAACGACAGGGCUGGCGCCAUAGCGUCCGAUUGGGUUAAUCUGGGGUCUCGCUUCCCACUUCUGCUGAAUACUCUUGUUGCAGUGGGUACUCAUGCAACAUUUGCUUUUUUAGGCUAUUCCCUUUUUUUAGCACCCAUAAGGAGAAUCCACAGUAUACACCCGUUAGCCACUGUUAUGGCUACUCUAUUCAUUUUCGUAGGUCCUAUUUCAGCAGCUAAAGUUGCACGACUUUUAUCGGGUAAAGUACUGAAUAAUGAAGAAAAGGUAACCAAAUUAGGUAUUAAAUGUGGCUUCUGCAUGCCUAUUUCAGUCCUUUGUUUCAUGUGUAUUAUUAAUGUUAUUAUAUGGUUACCAAAAGGUACGCCGUGGAGAUUUCCAUUUCUGAAGGACUCCUGUAUGUUGACCAUUUAUUCCAUUAUUUGCAUAGUAAUUUCUUUGGUUGCAGUCAAGUGGCAUGGUAGUGUUCCUUUUGCAUUUUUAAAGUUACCGCCAGACCUUUUCCACUUAAAGAAAUCAUCUUUCCUGUCAAAUUUCCAUUACGAAAACCAUAGACAAUCAAUUCAUCCAAAAGAAAAGCCGCCAAUAUGGCUCUUGAAUGUUUUCUCUUGUAAGCUGUUUACUGGACUGAUUCCAUUUGCAUUGCUCUACUUAGAGUUGAAUUACUUCUCAAAACACACAGCGUCGAUGCUGACUUCAAUAUACCCCACCAUCGCAUUCAUUUUUGCCAAGGUCGGUAUACUCUCAAUUGUAAUUGCGGGAACGUCUAUAGCAUCCAUCUACUUGCAGUUAGUUCACAGGACGGAUCUGCAAUACAGCAAAAAUGGCAGUUCACGGUGGGCGAGAGUUUUUAAUAUGCUCAACUCGUGGAGAUGGAGAACUUUCUUCGCCAGCGGCGCAUCUGCAUGGUACGUGCUGGCAUACUGCAUUUAUCAUGGCCUUGUUAUCUUAAACUACACGGACUUUACUAGUAUUUUUAUGUACAUCGCUUACAGCACUCUCCUCAGUGCAUUGUGGUGGUGUAGCUCAGGCGCUAUCGGCUAUCUAGCCUGCUGUUGGUUUUUACAUAGAAUGAUAAAUAACCUCCCAAAAGAACGGCAGUACAACUGCCACUCUCUUUAA
Molecule: messenger RNA, 2055 nt
Organism: Eremothecium sinecaudum
Lineage: Eukaryota; Fungi; Ascomycota; Saccharomycetes; Saccharomycetales; Saccharomycetaceae
Gene: TMN3
Product: Tmn3p
Exons: 1
Coding region: 1-2055 (684 amino acids)
Biological process (GO): vacuolar transport; protein localization to membrane
Cellular component (GO): membrane; Golgi apparatus
Source: RefSeq, a predicted model, not a curated record